AUGCAGCUACUUCCCCCAACCUUCUGCUCCCAAUUCAUCGCUUCCGCUGGUACAUAUGCCAACCUCGUCAAUUUCUUUGCGCAGGCUAUCAUCGAGAACCCUGUGAAUCCGUUAAAGAGCGCUUAUGCGCCAUCAUUCCUGGCUGCUUACCGGGCGUCCAUCCAGCAAGCGUUUCAGGAAUAUCCUAGUCAAUGUGCUCGCUUUUGGACUGUCUGGACUUUUGCAUUUUCUGCUGCUAUCGUCUUUGGGACAAUUGUCACUCGAGGUCCACAAUCUCCACUGGCGUCUAAUGCUAUGAAGGAACUGGAUGACGCCUGCCGUCUUUUCUCAAAAGCAGCUGCACAUAGCAGAUGUGCUGCUCAAGCUCUGCCAAUCCUUAUGAAACUGAGCGAAAAGGCCCACGCAUCCCCUGCUGCUGCUCUGAACGAACGGCCAUCACAACAGCUAGGGCAGCAAUGGAGCAUCAAAGUGGAGCAAGACGACGAUGAACUCGAAAUCUUUGCUGGAAAAACUAGAUUCGUUUCAACGAAGCGAGCUUCAGGACUGCCUGUAGACUAUCCGGAGGCAUCUGCGUCUGCGUCGUCUUCUUCUAAUAGCAACACAUAUCUAGUAGCAGGUUCCACCGAGCAACAAACCGCGCAAUUAUAUCACCCGGAGCCUACGGCUGACUGGGUUCAUUCGGCUUCGAACCGUGGUAGUCGUUAUGAUAUGCAUCGUUCGGACAAUUCCGGUACACCUAGUGCAAGCACUAGCGUUCCGACCCAGCUAUGGCGACAGCCCCAGAGUUCUGAUUAUGCAUAUGCUCCCCAGCAUCAUCGACGAACGCGGGUUCAGACGGUGCUGGUACAGCCAAAGAAGUCCAUUCGUAUCGUUGCCAAAGAGCGAGAGGGACGAGGAGAAGUCCAUCAUUGGACUGUUAAUGUAAAUUCAAACUCCGACCUCCUUACGACGUACAAACACCACCGUCUGAACGCGCUUGGUCGCUCUAUGACCGAUUUGCACCACCAGUUUAGUUCACACAGACGGAAAGAACACAUUAAACGGGCUGAACGACGAUACAAGACACACCCUAGGAACCAGAAGAACAACCAUCCUAUUCCGAAACCCAAGGGCCGCGCAGGGCGAAAAGAUGGCUACAAGUUAAUUGAGGCUAUGGGUCUGGUGGACAGGAAGGAACACUACAAUGCGCUCGUCGAUAGGGUACAUAUGCUUGCCGACAGGUAUCUGAAAGACAAUGUGACGAUCUCGGGUCAAGACAAACUUCUGGUCCAGAAUAUCAUGCGAAAGGCGCAGAGUACCUCACGCACCUUGCAAAAGUUUGACCAAGGCUGGCCCGUUUAUGAUAUGCUGGCGCAGUAUCUGCGCAACCGUAAUGCUUAUAAUAAAAAAAAAAAGCACAAGAGUUCUUGUUUUCACCGCUUGGCAGACUUGGUUGAUACUGGUGACAGCUCAGAUUCUGAUUCCAAUGCGACAGAUUUGGACUUGGACUCCACGGAUUCAGACUCGGACUCCAUGCAUUCAGACUUGGACUCCCGCCAACGACAUCAUGAUACUGCAUCAGAGGAUGAGGAGACCGAUUUUCAAGGAUUCGGUAAUAGUAACUGUCACCAGACAAAGAAGGCACGUCUCACCCAGAUCGGCAAAAGGUUGCCCCGGAAGCCACCUACAUCUAAGCUGGCAGCCUUGACGUCCUCACAGAAGGCUCCGUCGAAGAAAUCUUCUAACAUGUGCAUGGUCCGGAAGUCCAAAGCUCCACAAUCACGACUGAAACCCAAGGAAACUGAAUCCGUGAAACAGUCCGGCAAGAGAAAGGACAAAGAUAGAUAUGACAGCGCUCGUGAUAAAACAGGGAGCAAACAAGUCAGUGUUCCUGAGCCAGAUGAGCCUGCCCAAGAUUCGGGGCUGGAGGCACUCGACAACACCAACACAUCUGAUCGGAUCUCUGGAGCUUCCUCUAUCUUUGACUCUCCUGCUCGUGAUGCACAUCCUUCUGUCUUUGAUCAGGAUUCUGAUGACGACGAACUCGAACCACUGGAUGACUGCGACGACAACAGCAAAUUUGUCUCUGCUCACGAUAUUCCUACGAUCUGCCCGAAGCACCAUUGCAAUGACGAAAUACCUCGCAGCCCAUCUUCAAAGCUGUACGAUGCCUUGGAAAACUAUGUCAAGCUGACUCGCACGCAGGGACAUUCGACUGUCCGGUCUCUAACGCUCUCGUUCAGCAUUUGCGCAAUGAUCAAGGAUGGAGUGCAACGAGAAAUCCACCUGAAUGACGCGGUUGAACGAGGAUGGCCUGUACUUGAAGUGGAUUUUACUCAAAUUCCUGCCCGUGUGUACGAGCUGAAGGAGAGACUCGACAUAAUCAUUUUUGCCUCACCUUCUUCGAUUCAUGACCUCAAGGCGUCUCCUUUUAGCGACUUCCUCAAGGAUAUGGCUGCAGAUAAUUUCACUCUUCAACGUCUUGCGGAUGUUCCCAUCUUCAACAAAGAGAGCAGGAUCCUUGCGAACGCGAUGCCAGGAUAUAUCAUGCUUGGUGUAUGGGACGAUCAGCGGGAAAGGGCAAAGCUUAAUGAGGCUAAGGAGAAGCAGCGUCCAACAAAUGGUGUAACGCAGCCAAGUUGGAUGUUAAAAAUGUUCAGGGAUACUCCGAGUCCGACGCAGAACGAAGAUGUCACUGAUCCUGUCGUGCGGAGGAAGCCAAAGAAGGUAGUGCAGACUGUAGCGCCAACGAAGACCCACCAGACACGCUUGCGGACUUCUACAAUUCACGGCCAUGCAUGA
Molecule: messenger RNA, 2781 nt
Organism: Suillus clintonianus
Lineage: Eukaryota; Fungi; Basidiomycota; Agaricomycetes; Boletales; Suillaceae
Exons: 21
Coding region: 1-2781 (926 amino acids)
Source: RefSeq, a predicted model, not a curated record